AUGGCGGCGGCGGAGGCUCGGGGGCUGGCUGGCUCGCUCGCUCGGCGCUCGGCCUGCUCGGGGCCCGCGCCCGUACGGCCUUCACAGGAAGUGCCCGGCCGGCCCCGCUGCUCGUCCUCGGCGGCGGCUCCAGCAGCUGCCACGGGCCGCGCGCCGCCGUCCGCCCGCCCCGCCUCCCCGCCCUUAAAGGGGCCGCGCGCCGCCGUCCGCCCGCCCCGCCUCCCCGCCCUUAAAGGGGCCGCGUGCCCGCCCCCCCCCCCCAGCCGCCCCCACCUCACGCUCUGGGGCCCUGAGGAAGGAGUGAGGCCGGGAGUCUCCCGUGGAGAUAGUAUGGAGAAGUACCAGAUUCUGCACCAGCUGGAGCCUGGGGCCCUGGGGGUGAACCUGGUGGUGGAAGAAAAGGCCACCAAAGUAAAGCGCGUGAUAAAGAAGGUAGAGUGCAUUGAUCAACAUCAGGCAAACGAGGCCCUGGAAGAGCUCAUGCCGCUGCUGAAGCUCCAGCAUGCACACCUGUCCAUCUACCAGGAGCUGUUCAUCAUAUGGGACAGCCAGAUCUCCUCUCUGUUCCUCUGCCUGGUAAUGGAGUACAAUAAGGAGACCUUCCAGAAGUUCAUUGAGAAGAAAAGGAAUACAAGGACGAUCAUUGACCCUGAGUGGAUGCAGAACGUGCUGGGCCAGGUGCUGGACGCGCUGGAAUACCUUCACCAGUCGGACAUCAUUCACAGGAACCUCAAGCCCUCCAACAUCCUCCUGGUCAACAACAACCAUUGCAAACUACAGGACUUGAGCUCCAACGCACUGAUGACUGACAAGGCCAAAUGGAAGAUCCGGGUGGAGGAAGACCCCUUCCAGAAGUCCUGGAUGGCCCCUGAAGCCCUGAACCUCUCCUUCAGCCAGAAAUCUGACAUCUGGUCCCUGGGCUGCAUCCUUCUCGACAUGGCCAGCUGCUCCUUUGUGGAGAACACAGAAGCCAUGCUUCUGCGGAAGUCUCUCCGCAUGCUUCCAAACGGCCUGCAGGAUGUGCUGAGGAAGAUAGAGGACAGGAAGGUCCCCGACGCUGACACGCUGGCUUUCCUUCUGCCGAGGAUGCUUCAAAUCAACCCCGAGGAGCGCAUCACAGUGAGGGAUGUGAUCCACUUCGCCUUUGUGACCAAGGAGUUCAAGUCCUCAAGUGUGGCACUGACGCUGCACAGGCAGGUGGUGCCCUCGGUCAUCGCUGACAUGCUCUUAGGAAGCAACGUUGCAAGUGUCUUAGAGGUCAUGCAGAACUUCUCCAGCCGGCCCGAAGUCCAGCUCAAGGCCAUCAAGAGGCUCCUGAUAAUGUCUGAGGAUGAGCUAGGUCUGCCGUGGCCGAUAGAGCUGGUGGAGCUGGUGAUUGGGGUCCUGAAGCAGCACGACCGAGUCCUGGCCAUGCAGCUGUGUGGCUGCUCCCUGCUGCUGCGUGUUCUUGGCCAAGCGCUGGUGCAGGACGCAGAGGCUCGGGCGCCGUGCAGCAACGCCAUGAUCGCCAGCCUGCUGGGCAUCAUGCGGUGCCACCCUGACUCGGAGGAGCUCAUCGUCAUGGGCUACAGCCUGCUCACCAUCAUCUCGAGUCAGGAAUCGUCGGAGGGGCAGCUGCAGAAGGCCGCGCUGUUUGAGCACAUCCUGGAGCACUUGGACAGCUUCCUGGAGAGCAGGGACGUCUGCAUCACUGGCCUGGGCCUGCUCUGGGCCCUCCUGGUGGACGCUGUCCUCGUGGACAAGACCCCCUUAGAGAAGGCCCCAACGGUUGUGGCCCACGUGAUGGCCACCUACUCCACGGACAGAGAGAUGGCAGAAGCUGGCUGUGCAGUCCUCUGGCUGCUGUCGAUGCUAGGCUGCAUCAAGGAGAGCCAGCUGGAGCAGGUGACUGGGCUGUUCCUGCGGAGCAUCCAGCUAUGCCAGGACAGGGUCCUGCUGGUGAACAAUGCCUACCGCGGGCUGGCCAGCCUGGCCAAGGUGUCAGAGCUGGCGGCCUUCCAGGUGGUGAUGCCCCAGGAGGGCAGCGGUGGACUUGCACUCCUGCAGGACACGUAUGAGCUCCACAAGGACGACCCCAAGGUGGUGGAGUGCCUGUGCACGCUGCUGUCCCACCUCGUUGCCUACAAGGAGAUCCUGCCAGAGCUAGUGUCCAACGGCAUCACACCCCUGGUACAGGAGAUCAAGGGACGCUUCACCUCCAGUUUGGAGCUGGUUUCUCAGGCAGAACGGGUGCUGCUGCGGCUGGAGGCCUCGCCCCCAACUCCAGCUGUGGGUGACCGUCCCGCCCUGCCCUGCCCCGCGCCACCACAGGAACCCUCGCCUUAGUUGGGGGGGGGGCCUGCUCAGCGCUCACCCUGCCCAGAUCACUAAUAAAGGCCGUGUGCCGUCCCUGGUGUGUCCACGUCAUCCCCAGGGCAGGGAGCCUUUCUGCCACCUCUGCACAGAUCUCAGCCCUGGCUGAAGCUGAGGGUGCGACCUGGACUCACAGUCAUCUCGGACCUUCUCAGGAGGGAAGAACAGUAAACCUCAGACUCCACACACUCCAUCGUAGAAGUACAAACA
Molecule: messenger RNA, 2562 nt
Organism: Loxodonta africana (African savanna elephant)
Lineage: Eukaryota; Metazoa; Chordata; Mammalia; Proboscidea; Elephantidae
Gene: STKLD1
Product: serine/threonine kinase like domain containing 1
Exons: 21
Coding region: 1-2325 (774 amino acids)
Biological process (GO): protein phosphorylation
Molecular function (GO): ATP binding; protein serine/threonine kinase activity
Source: RefSeq, a predicted model, not a curated record